Molecule: messenger RNA, 3267 nt
Organism: Liolophura sinensis
Lineage: Eukaryota; Metazoa; Mollusca; Polyplacophora; Chitonida; Chitonidae
Exons: 7
Coding region: 2322-2852 (176 amino acids)
Source: RefSeq, a predicted model, not a curated record
CCUUUAUAGGUAUAAAGUUUUCCAUCCUUCAGGUAUGCAGUACAACAUUGAUGAUUACCAAAUUAACUUCUAAUAAAGAUUUAACUGAUUGAUUGACACACACUUAUGAGGACAAUAGAUAAGUUAUAUGUCGUUUUGGUACAGCUAAAAUCUAUAUGCGGAGGACUGUUGCCUUGUUUAUUUCUGAGAAAUAUAUAUAACAUAUAAUGUAUAAGUAUGUAUGUAAGGUGAUGGAUACCAGGGUUUGUUACAUGUUUAGGAAACUUUUUUAAAACUAAGUAUUAGCCCGAUUUGAAUGGAAGCCCUAUAAGUUAUAUAAUAGCUCUUCGCCAGCCUGAUCACACUUGUGUGGUAAUUAACCAUAUGUUGUUAUUUGUUACUUAGAAAUGUUAUAUGUUUUAUGUACAUGAUUAUUAUUAUUGCUUUAUUCUGUGUACAGUAAACUUCUGACGCUUAAUGUUGUAAUCCCUUUUGAUCUCUGCCUGUGCAUAGCUGUUCACAGCGCUCUUGUUGUCAAUUAACGUUCAAUGGCCAUUUAAUUAGUAUGUAAAAACUUGCAGAGAUAUAAAGCCUGGCGAAUUGUUACGCUCAGUUCCUUGAUAAGGACAAACAAGGUCUUUGCUGCUGUUGUAUAGCCUUAUUUAUAACCCCAAAAAUACACAUAUGUAGCUUGAGACCACAAUUUGUAAAGUGCGAAAAACAUUGAAUAUUUAAGAAAGCUUAUUUUGCCAAAGAUAUCAAGUAAGUUUUUCAGAGUUUACUUCUUAACACACCCCACACAUUAUUUCCUCUUAUGGCAGAGAAAGGUUCAAGCGUCUAAAUUCUGUGUGUCUGACCUCUGACUUUCAUGCAUGACCCAGUUUAUUUUGUUAUACCGCAGAAGCUUACAUCCACAUAUAUCAGAUUUCACUGGUGGACAAGUGAUCGCCCGCUUUAUUGCUCCUGAAUUCUCUAAGUGAAAACUGCUGUAACUUUCUCAUACCCAGAACUGUUUUCUUUGACCUAAGCAAGAUGCAUUUAUUACUACUAUUAUUAAGUUUUAAAAAAUAAAAUGAUCAGAAUCAUAAAAAUCCACACAUCACAAAAUAUUUCUUAACAAAUAUGUGUACAGGCAAAAGAAUGCAACAAUACAGGUGUAUGUAAAUAUACCGUCAAUGUAAUUAUGUAACUCAAUUCGCAUUAAAAUUCGCCUUUCCCUGCCCGACAACCAAGCAGCAGAAGAUCCAUGUAUAAUACAAUAUGAAUUGGGGUCGGGCUUUUUGAAUAGCGCUUUGAUUUUAUUAAUACAAUGAAUGAAAUCCUCAUGAAAUGGCUGAAAAGGAAGUAUGUCAAGUAAAUACCAUUUCAUUUGUACUACCUAGCACAUUGGGCCUACUAUAGUGCUUGAAAGGCAUAUCUGCAGUGUCGUGAUAACUUUUGUUAUGGUUGAAGAAUUUAAAAUGUACUUCGGACCAAUAUCUUCAUCUUAGAAAUUAAGUAGGACUAUUUUAUUUUGUUCAUAUGGACAUGUUGUCUCACAUGAAUGAUCUUGAUGUCUCCUAAUCCCAAUUUACUUGGAAUUCGACGGUGGAAAGUUAUUUCCAGAAAAAUUAACGAGUUCUAUCAUGUACGAGUUUGUUUAUGUUUUUCGGACGCCAGAGCAAUACAAUAUUUGGAAAAACUCGAUGCUGAUAGAGGUAUAAAUGAUUUUCUAAUUCAAUUAUAAGAUAAAACAUUUUCAGUUAAAGUUAAAAACGUGGAGUUUCUAAGAACAUUCAGUAUAUAGGCCUGCUCUUUCUACACUUUUAUACCUCCGUGCAUCACUUGCCACAAUGUCUAAACAAAACAAAUUUAUGGGUAACUUCCGUGUGUCUGGACCGUGGAAAGCCGAGGUGGCGGUGUGUUUGUAAACACAGUUUCCCAUCGCUUGUCUGCUGAAGUAAUACUAUCUCAGGGUGACUUGUUAGCUUUGCAGUUUGGCUAAUGUAGUACAUAGCUUUUAUAAAAGCUUUCCACUUUUCCGACGAGUUUAUUUCUGGACGCUGCAAUGUAACAAUGACAGCACACCAACCUGUCGUGAUUCAGUCUGUGGAUGAAUUGUUAAGUUGUGUAAAAAGUUGCAAGGAUUGUUGUAAAGGAGACUAUAUUUCAUUCCAUUGUCCGUUAUGUCCACCGUCAAAGUUCAAGCCAACAAGGAAGAAGAAAGCAGAGAACCAUUUGAGAGCUGUACACUGGAAAGCACGCGUUGAGGGACAAAAUGGUUUUCGUCAGAAGACUUACAAGUGUCCAGGAUUAUUCCAUUUGCGGACGAGGAACUCAACAAUGAGGAGCAGGAUUCCAACAUGUUUAUUUGUGUAUCUGAUGUCAUUUCACAGGUUGAUGUGAUCGACCAGUAUGUGGAAGGCUUGUUGACAGACAGAGGUUCAAAGUGGUCCGAGAGCUCUGAGCUGGAGAUUUUCUUGACAAAUCCGAGAAGGGAAUUUCUAAAGGGCUUUGGUUUCGGUUAUGUCUUGGACUUGGCUUAUACAUAUCUCGAAGCCUAUGUGGAAAAAAAGUUCUUCAAAUUGAAGCCUAGGGACAAACGGCGCCCCGCCACAUCUGGAUUUGUACACAAGCUAGCCCAGCUACCAGGAACCGAGCGAAUUCAGAAGAUUUUAAAUGUGGAUGGGUACGAAGGGACAGUCAGGAAUAGGAGAUGUAAGGAAGCUUUGGUUCGGGAUGUAGUCGCACUGCUUGUAUCCAACAAACUGCACAUAUCUUUACCAGAAGCAAGACGAAGAUGCUGUCAAACUGAACAUUCAUCGUUACACACGGCACUUAAAAAAAGUGAACAAUUAAGAGCACACGGCUUAAUCAGCAGUACCGAGUCGUAAAUGGCAUGCUGUGUGUGUAAAUAAUAGAUGACCGAUGAGUUGACAAUGUGUAUUUUAUACCAUUGUUAUCAUUGUAUCAUGGCUAUAUGCCUUGUACAUAUAGCCUACACCUAUAAUGUAUUUUUCAUUCCACCUCCAUACCAUUCAUUGCUUCACUUACACAUGUAUAGAAUCUUAGAAUGUACAAGAGAGUUAAUACACUAAUAAACUUGCCUAGGGUACUGCAGCAUAUGUAAUGAAACACAACUUUUAUCCGUACAUCUCAGUAAAGCGUUCUUCAGUUUAUAAUAGUUUUUCUGUAAAGGUUUUUGCAAACCGGAUGAAUACAAUGCUGUAACCAUUUUUAGGGAAAGGAACUUGUUGAAUUAGAGUUUCUGUUGGCAAACUCUCCAUGGGCGGUGGGUUAUGGCACUGC